GGCGCGCAGCGGCUGUUUCCGACCUGAUAAAGCGGCGUUGUCCCCGCGCGCUGGCCGCAGCCUCGCAGCGCUCCCUCAGUGCCCGCGUCGCUGACUGACGGACCCGCCCGCCCGGCCGCCGCCGAGGGCGCAGCCGCCGCCCGGACGCCCCGCCGCCGCCCCGGUGCGCCCGGGGCCCCGCACCCCAGCCGCCAGCUAGCCCUACCAGCCCCGCUGCCCCGGCCGGAGGAGACAGAUCCUCUAACCGCUCGAUGGGGAGUCACAGAAGAUCACCUGUGUGUGUCAGCUCCCUGCCUCUCUGUAGCAAGAGAAGUGACUGCAGCGCCUCCACAGUCAUGAUGAUGAAACUGGUAUUAACUGAGUGGCCCUUAUGGAUUUUUAACUCUAAUUCACAGUGAGCCAGCAAGCCAUAUGUUUACAGUCCAACCAAAAACCCUUCUGUGUUGCUGCACGUCUUGAGUGAAAAGUUGAGACACCUGUUGGUACAAAGUGGAAUAUAAGAGUUACUUGCCGAGGAAUACAACACCUGCAGCAGAACGAGAAGACGUCUUAAUUUAUCGUUGGAGAGAGAUGAUAGUAUUAUUUAUAUAGGUAGAAUAAAUAUAUAUAUAUAUAUAUAUUUUGGUGGUAAUGAAAAUGGCUCCGCAGAAUGCCGACUCGGAAUCUAUGCAAGUACAAGAGCUGCCUAUGCCCCUACCGGACCCUCAGAAACCCAGACACCCAGAGGGUGAGACCCAAGAGGAGACCAUCAGUGAGGGGUCCAUAGACAGAAUCCCCACACGCCUGUGGGUCAUGCACGGGGCAGUGAUGUUUGGCAGGGAAUUCUGUUACGCCAUGGAGACAGCACUGGUCACACCUAUACUGUUACAAAUAGGCCUCCCUGAGCAGUACUACAGCCUCACCUGGUUCCUGAGCCCCGUCCUCGGCCUCAUCUUCACACCGCUUAUUGGCUCUGCAAGUGACCGGUGUACCCUGAGCUGGGGCCGCCGGCGGCCCUUCAUCCUUGUGCUGUGUGUGGGGGUCCUCAUCGGUGUUGCACUUUUCCUCAAUGGCUCUGCCAUCGGUCUGGCGCUCGGCGAUGUUCCCAACCGGCAGCCCAUUGGCAUUGUUCUCACGGUGCUGGGAGUAGUGGUCUUGGAUUUCAGUGCCGAUGCAACUGAGGGGCCCAUCCGUGCCUACCUGCUGGAUGUGGUAGACAGUGAGGAGCAAGAUAUGGCUCUCAACAUUCACGCCUUCUCUGCUGGCCUUGGUGGGGCUGUUGGCUACGUGCUGGGUGGGCUGGACUGGACACCAACCUUCCUAGGUGACUGGUUCCGCACACAGAACCAGGUGCUGUUCUUCUUUGCUGCCAUCAUCUUUUCAGUGUCAGUGGCCCUGCACCUCUUUAGCAUUGAGGAGGAACAGUACAGCCCACAGCAGGACCGCAGUCCUGAGGAUGCCACCCUGCCCAGCACCAGUGUCCAGCCUAGUGCCCCAGCCCCUGCUAUCCGCCUCAGCUCCCUCGGUGGGGGUGUGCAGGACGGCAGCCCCCUGUUCCCAGAUGAGGUGCAGUCAGAGCACGAACUGUCCCUGGACUACCUCGACGUGGACAUCGUGCGCAGCAAGAGUGACUCGGUGCUGCACAUGCCUGAUGCCACCCUGGACAUGGAGCCUGAACUGCUCUUCCUGCAUGACAUAGAGCCCUCCAUCUUCCACGAUGCUUCCUAUCCCAGCACCCCCCAGAGCACCAGCCAGGAGCUCCUGAGGGCCAAGCUGCCCCGCCUGUCUACGUUCCUCAGGGAGUCCACCAAGGAGGACGACACCUUGCUUGAUAAUCACUUGAAUGAAGCUAAAGUCCCAAAUGGGAGAGGUUCCCCACCAAUGGAUUCACUCAGUAACCGCUCUAAAGUGGACUUGAAGCCCUCAGUCAUGUCUGGUUCCAUGAGGCGGCGUAGGCACAUGUUCCACAGGCAUGCUUCUAGCACUUUCUCCUACUAUGGUAAGAUUGGGUCCCACUGCUACCGCUACCGCAGGGCCAAUGCAGUGGUCCUGAUCAAGCCAUCGCGAAGCAUGAGUGACCUGUAUGACCUGCAGCAGCGGCAGCGAUCCCGGCACCGCAACCAGAGUGGGGCCACUGCCUGCAGUGGGGACACAGAGAGCGAGGAGGGCGAGGCGGAGACCACUGUGCGCCUGCUAUGGCUGUCCAUGCUGAAGAUGCCCAAGGAAUUGAUGCGGCUCUGUCUCUGCCACCUACUCACUUGGUUCUCUGUCAUCGCAGAGGCUGUCUUCUAUACUGAUUUCAUGGGCCGGGUUAUCUUCGAAGGAGACCCCCAGACCUCCAACUCCACCUUAUGGCAUAAGUACAAUGCUGGCGUGAAGAUGGGCUGCUGGGGCCUGGUCAUCUACGCUGCUACUGGUGCUAUCUGCUCAGCCCUGCUACAGAAGUACCUGGACAACUAUGACCUGAGCAUCAAGAUCAUCUAUGUGUUGGGGACGCUGGGUUUCUCCGUGGGCACUGCUGUGAUGGCUCUAUUUCCCAAUGUCUACGUGGCCAUGAUCACCAUCAGCACCAUGGGCAUCGUCUCCAUGAGCAUCUCCUACUGCCCCUACGCCCUCCUAGGGCACUACCAUGACAUCAAGGAGUACGUCCACCACAGUCCAGGGAACUCCAAGCGUGGAUUUGGCAUUGACUGCGCCAUCCUCUCCUGCCAGGUCUACAUCUCCCAGAUUCUGGUUGCAUCUGCCCUUGGAAGUGUGGUCGACGCUGUAGGGACUGUCCAUGCCAUCCCUGUGGUAGCCUCCGUGGGCUCUUUCCUGGGUUUCCUGACAGCCACAUUCCUGGUGAUCUACCCUGAGGUGUCAGAGGAGGCCAAGGAGGAGCAGAAAGGCCUGUCCUCAGGGCCUGCUGGUGAAGGCGAGGGUGGAGCAGGCAGUGAGAAACCCACUGUGCUGAAGCUGUCUCGGAAGGGGGGCCUGAGGGGAUCCGUGGAGACAGAAUCCAUGGUGUGAGCCCCAACUGGCACAUUCCACAGCAGAGGGCAGGGUGGACUGGGGGCUGUGCUUGCCAACACUGUGUGAGCUGGAGUUCCUUCCCAGAGCGCAGUUCAAGUUUAGUAGGUGUUAGGUGUAGGGUAGGUUUGAGCUAUUAGGCAAAAAUAUCACACUAAUUACCUUUCCCACAAUUAAAAAAAAUCAUUUGAAAUCUUUUUUAUUGAAAAACUUAAUUUCAGCUGUCUUUUAUUCUGCAGGUAUACCAUUCUGCAUGUUUUAAAUUAUGAAACAUUCACAGCAUAGUCAAUAAGCAAUUAGAAAAUGCAAGGGUCUGCAUUUCUAAAACAGUAAUUGAACAUGCAGAAGCUCCGACUCCCUUGGAGGUUGUCGUCUGAAGGCAGCAGACAGCAGUGCAGUGUCCAGAUUGCCCGGCAGGUGUCUGGGGGCUCCUCAGCAUCCUGCUGGCACUGCCUUGCCUCAGAGCAGUUUUCUCUGUUUAUUUUAGAAACGGUAUUUUCUUUUUUACAACUGUGGUUUUCUUAGAACAGCAUCUCUAGCGAACUGGGCCCGCAGACCUGUGCAUAGCUGUCAGUGCCUGAGACCAUACACCAAAGCUGGGGAAGGGUCCCAGAGUCGUUUGAGCAAGAGGCAGCCAUUCCCCAGGGCAGCCUCCAGACAUCCUGCCCAGAGACAGCACAAAAUCAGGACAGGAGUGCAGAAUGCGAAUUCCCAUUGUGCCUCCUGCAUGCUUGUGUGUGAGUUUGUCUGUGUCCAGUCUCUACCCACACGGUCUUCCCCAGAAGACCACAGGGCAGCUGUUGGCUCUGCGUGACACUUCAGUUUGUCUCUACAUAAUCUUUGGGAAUCCAGGAACAGAGCUCCAGGCAAUCACUGACUCCCGAGUCCUGCUGCAAGGCUACCUCGAGAGUGUGGGGAAUAGGGCACGUGAGGGUGCCGAGGCCUACCUCCCUGCCACAUUGGUGACAUUGGUCCUCGCUGGAACCUAACUGAAAUCUUGUGACCUCAUCACCUGCUCCUGCUGAUGGUCACUGAAUGGGAAUGAAGGCAAAGAGAAGCAAGUAUCUGCCUGGGCAGGAGAGCUGUGACUCAAGAGCCCGGCGCAGUUUCCAGUCUCUGCAUGUGAGCAAAACCCGGGCCUCAGGGAAGCAGGCUCCUCAAAUGCUGCAGCUGUGGGAAAAUCCUUUUCAAACCACGAUCUCUGUUAAAAACUCCACAGUCCUGUCUCUUGGCUUGUGAGACCAUCAGUCUGCGCUCAGGAGAGGGGAGGUCCUCCCUGGAUGAAGUCAAACCCGUGCUCUUGCUGCCUCGAUUGAUGUUUUUACAUAAAGUGCAUGAGAAUCAUGCUGCAAUAUGAGCAUUCUAAAGCAAAUAUAUAUACAUAUAUAUUUCAAGAUGAAAGUAAGCCGUUUUUAAAUAAAUUACUUGAAUUUUCUGUGUAUUCAAAGGAAUGCUAUGUUUAACGUUCUUGGCAGGCCUGUCUUGCCACAUUCCCACACUGGUGGCGCUUUGUAGUUUGUAGUGUUUUUGUGUCUGGAGAGCAGAGGUGUGUACUCAGGAUACCUUCCAUCUGCCUGGGUCCUCCCUCAAGCCUAGGCCUACAGAGGACUGGCCCCAACUUCUAGUGUUUUCUGUGUUGCCAGUUGAGAACAGAAUUGCAAGUCUCCUGCUUAGAUGGGAGAAGUUGGACUGCCAAGCACAGUCCCCACACUGAGCCCUCCAGCCAGCCAAGCCCCAUCAGCCGAUGCUCUGUCCCUCUGGGGAAGCAGGCACCUCUGGACUCCUCUCUUCAGUUAGUGUCCUUGGCAGGUCGUCCCUGUGCAACUUAGUUUCCUGUGGGGGUUUUAAGAGGGUAACCCUUCCUCCUGAGACUUCUGGUCCGUGGUACGGACCUCUGUUUUCACGCAUCCUGCCUUCCCACCUUGCCAUAGCAGGACAGAAGAAGGCAGGAGUGCAGAGAACACUAAGUUGGCAAAACCUGGCCCAACCCAAACUCUGGAAUCAUCAUAUCAAGUGUGGGUCUAGGAAGGUGCAUGCUGCUCACAGCACCCCACCCAUGCUGAGGCUCGGGAUGCCGACCGUGCUUACUGAAGCCGAAUGUCAGGAGAUUUGGGUCUAGUAAGAGACCAGACCCACAGGAGGAAGAGAGAUGGGAUCACCACGUGCAGUCUGCCAGCCCUUGAGGUGCUAGCCUCCACUCACCAUGAUCUGAAGGAACACAAAAGACACUCUGUGAUCAUGGCACAGGCCUUGGCAGAACCACUGGUAAAAUAUUGUCACCUUAGAUGAACAGCCAGAAACAUGGCUGUUGUUGUCAGGUGAGGCUGCAUGUCUGGUAGUUUUAAAGACCUGAACCUGUUAGGUGUUUGCAUCGGAAUCCAGCUGUCUGUGGGUGUGGCCCAGGUGAGGUUGGGCCGAGACCCUAGGGUAGCAGCAGUGUUGGUUUCUGGGCUUCCUUGCAGAUAAAGUGAGCCAUGGGCCUCAAGGUGGAUGUGUCUCAUCUGGGGUAGACCAAUAGCCAGAUCCUUUUGCCUAGCCCUUUUCUUGCUGAGAGGUUGUUCUGAGAUUGCCCCAUGGACAGCUGUCAGGGCCACUGAUUGUGUAUUAAGCCAAGGGAGGAGGGCUGGCAAGUGACAUCGAUGCUUGUAUUGCUCAGAGCAGCCCAGGCAUUUCUGUUUUUUGACCUGGGCUGUCAAUCCAGCCUCCAUGGGUAGUGCGGUCCCAGAGAGAACACCUGAGUAGCUCUUUUGUGAGAGGAAAGGUGAUCACCUGGGCCUAGGGGAUGGAAGGGUCAAGCAGAUGCCCAUUUGUGGCCAGAGCUGAGGCUGCAACAUGGAGUUAGCUUUGUAAUGCCUUGGGGCCUGGACUACAUGAAAGCACCAUGCGGGUUUUAGUGGGAAUCCUUUGGUCAAAGGCCAUAGAAUGCACGCAGGUUACUAACAGAAGGGAUUGAUGAUGGUCUGAACCCUGCUUUUGAUGCCUGUCAAAGUCAACUCCAACCGUUGUUUUAAGAGAGGCCUCUUAAGAUAUGAGGCCCAAGUUUGCCUGUGCCAGAGUAUCAGCUGGUAGGAAAGGGUCCACAGCCUACUUCCGGCUGGGGCAGAAUAGCAUGACGGCACUCCUGGUGUCUGGAAAGCUGGCUAUGGGACAUUGUUCUUAGCCUAAGAUCUUAGCUGGAACAUCCAGUCCUGCUGAGAGGUCUACACCCUCAGGCUCCCACCCUAGAGAUGCUCAGGGCCCUGUGAGGGCUGAUUUGGGAAAAGUUGGGAGGGAGAGGGCAGGACCUGGUUGGUAACAUCCUGGAGUGGUCAAGAUGUUGUAGAAGGUGCUUGUAGCCCCUCCCCCCCCACAACAGCAGCCAGGGCGCCCAUUGUCUUAUCUCCCUUCUGCCACUGGCUUGUGCAGCCACCCGGAGCAGAUGGCUCCCUUUGUUUGCAGUCAGUGGUCGGUGUGCGGCAGCCAUGGCCACAUUUGCCACAGGUCAGUGUUACGGGACACCAGCUACUGAGACUGGACACUCCUCAACCUCACACACACCAGAUGCCACGACUUCCCAGCUGUUCUGCUUCUACCCGAGCCUCUGUCUUCAGCCACUGACCAACACCUGGUGUGCGCAGGUGAAGCCACAGACGGGUCCUCCUCCAGCGGCUGUCACCAGCAGUGGGCUCACCCCUGUGCCUGUGAGCCUGAAAACAGUGCUUCCGAGAGUGCCUGGGGACUGCCCAGCGGAGCAGCCUUGAACGGACCUCAAUGUGGCAAGCAAGGGAUGCGCGCUCAGUAGCUCUUGUCACCACCUCAUGAAAAGCUAGCAUGGCCAUCAGGGCUGAAGCCCGAGAUGGCCCCUUAGAUGGCAACCCUUGGGCCUCUAGGAGACCUUAGCUUCCUCUGGCAGCCCCAGCUGUGCGCCCCCCCCCCCCCAACGCCUGACAAAGGGACGUGGAGCGGGAAGCACGGUUGUUGGAAAGGCCUCGGCACAGGGGCGCUCCCCAGGCGCCUUGGAACAGAACUAUUUAGUUCCUUUGUGAACUGGAAACAGGACCACUGUUAUCAACUUAUUAAAGUUGGAGCACUGUAAUAGCUCUUGCUGAUUUUAGCAAUGGUUAAGUGUGUGUUAAACACAUGUUACAUUUUAUGAGGAAACAGAUUAUAAGAGUACUAUCACACAUGAUUUUGUUUUUUAUAAGGUGGAUGUUUAUGUCUGCUUCUGUCCAGAGCCCUGGGGCUUUGUCUGUUCUUUGUCACAUGCUGGGCCACUGGUCCCUGUAUACAGUGUGGUGUAUAUGGCCUGACUUCUUCCUGCCAGGCCAGUGCCUCCCCUGCCUCUAUUGCUGUUACGCUGUGGUUGACUCAAUAAACGUUAUCAUUGCAGGUGA
Molecule: messenger RNA, 7361 nt
Organism: Alexandromys fortis (reed vole)
Lineage: Eukaryota; Metazoa; Chordata; Mammalia; Rodentia; Cricetidae
Gene: Slc45a4
Product: solute carrier family 45 member 4
Exons: 8
Coding region: 631-2988 (785 amino acids)
Biological process (GO): transmembrane transport
Cellular component (GO): membrane
Molecular function (GO): sucrose:proton symporter activity
Source: RefSeq, a predicted model, not a curated record